GGUACAUCCUCCCACGAACCAUGAUAGGGGAAGCGAUCCGCUACUCCCCCGCCGGCCACUCUGCUCUGCUCUACUAGUAACUACUCCACGCCGGUAUGUAGAGUAGACUCCUACUUACCUGCCGCCCCACGGCAGUACUGCCACACACACCAUCGCGUCCACGUCUUCACCCUUCUCGCAACCUCCACCUUAACCUUGCGUCCUCAACGACGAAAGUCCUCUCAAAGGCGUGGUGGAGGAGGGAGCAUGAGCUCAAUCCCAUUGUCCAGCAUGGCCGUGGCCGAGAUCCACCCUGGGACCUUAGUGGAUUUCGAAGCGAUUUGUAUGCACACGAUUUAUACACUUCACCCCCCUUCCGCAGCAUGUCAUCUAGUUACAAGGACCACGUCCCUAAUCCGGGCGCAAUAGCAAAAACGCCGUCGACUAGUCCGGUGGAUCCGUCGAGUAGCGACACGACGCUGGUCGAGUCUCCACUACCGGUACAUGUCUACGACACGCUGCAGAGAUCUCCGUCCCUGUCGUCCCGAGUCACGGUCUCAACCUUUCUCCAAGCCGAUGGACCUUCGCAUCCCCUUCCUGCGGCUAUUCGCUUCCCCGCCAUUGGCGCUCGCUGUCCGCUGCCACCGAUUCCAUACUCUCUGCGUACACGGAAACUUGCCAUCACGAUAGUAUGGACGGUCGUAGUCUUGGACUCGGUGGUACUACCGAUCGGGCUCUUCUUCGUGCUCAAAUACGGCGCCAGAUGGUCCGAUAUCAAGAAUCUUGCGGUAUCCAACGGCGUCUUCGGCUUCAUCGCGUUCCUACAAUACGCGUUACGGUUGUGGCGACUCCUCCGGCCCAGUCCCACCUACCGCCCACUCGACGUAUCCCGAUGGGCGCUCGACUUCUACCAAUACCAGUUCACCCUCGGAUUCAUCCUGGUGACGCUUAUGAUCUCGUUUACCACUGGACCCGAGAACCUGCGGUUGAUAGCACUGGUCCCGAACAUUCUCCCAGCGAUGUGCGGCCCACAGUUCUUCGUCUCCUGCGCGUGCUACCGAGCCGGCCUUCGGAUCCCGUUCAACUUCUCAUCGAUGCCUCGGGGCAGCAUUGCACCGCCCGCGGUGUUCACAGUUAUCGAGGACGUGAUCGCUGUCGACGGCGGCGGCGGGCGAGUUUUUCGCGCGGCAUGGCUGCGCCGCUACGAGGCCAGCGAGAUGUUCCGCGAGAUGAUGUACAGGUUGACGCUGUUCUGGGGCGUCGGCUGCUUCCUCAGCGUAGGGGCAGCGUGUGCAAUCGUGUUUUCCGUCGAGAGCAAGUAUGUCGCGUUUGGGGUGGGCUGGGCGGCCCCGUUCGUGUGGGCUGCCGUGUGGGCCGCGUUGACGACCGUCUGGGUCCAGAGGAUGAUGCGCGAGGAGGAGGACGAGUGGGAGGAGAGGGGGCCCGGCGGCCGAACGGGUGUACCGAAGGCCCCCUUGGAGAUAUCAAGUCCGCUACCGCGGACGUAGGAAAUUAUACCUGGUGCUCUCCUUUGGAUCAGGAAAAGAGACAAGGUCGGCAUCGUCCGAAUUACCAAUCGGUGCACAGAACUGUAAUUGUAAUUAUGUAUGUAAAUAAACUCAUGGGUGUGGAUCUAAAACCACGAUCACUCAC
Tricharina praecox is the source of this 1632-nucleotide messenger RNA. RefSeq lists its product as uncharacterized. Bases 363 to 1487 code for a protein of 374 amino acids. The record is from RefSeq and is a predicted model, not a curated record. The transcript has 2 exons. NCBI's taxonomy places the organism in Eukaryota, Fungi, Ascomycota, Pezizomycetes, Pezizales, Pyronemataceae.